This is a messenger RNA of Parnassius apollo (apollo), 792 nucleotides long. The record is from the annotation of a GenBank genome assembly. Lineage: Eukaryota; Metazoa; Arthropoda; Insecta; Lepidoptera; Papilionidae.
AUGAAGAGAAGAGUAGAUUAUAUUUUAGAAAAAGUCAAUUUCAACAGUAAAAACCAGGCACAUGCUAAUAAUAAUACGGAAAUAUCACAAAAUUACCAAGAUAACUGUGUUCGUAUGACUGACACAAACAAAGAAAAUAAUAUUCUGCCAUUUAAUUCAUCUUGUGAGGAGUAUCCAGAUAAAUUAUCAUUCAACCAGAUGGACCAAAUUGUUGCAGAGGUCAUCCCCGAAACAAAUAAUAAAUCGUUAACGGAUAGUCCUUCCGUAAUAGAAAACUCUCCAAACCGAUCCAUUCCAUGCUUUGACCCAAAGGUGCUUUGUGUAGCUGACACCAACAAGCUACAAACGAAAACGCAAAUCCAGGAAUUUACUAUAGUUUUAGAACCAGAGUUGAACAAUUCUGAACAGUCACAUGUACCUACUAAUGAAAAAGAAUACCCACCGUCAAAAAAGUCAUAUCGUGAUUCGUCAACAUCAUCUGACAGUACUACUUCUUCUUCGAGUAGAUCUUCAUCAUCAUCGUCGUCGUCUUCUGAUGCUCACACCAAUUUUGACAAAAAUACAUCAAAUACCCAUUUAUCCAUAGAUGGGCCUUCCACAUCCAACUUGACGGGUCAAGUUACACGCAAAAAUACAAAGAAUUACCAUCAGUCACCCAUUCAUUCAAAUGAAAGUGAUGUAGACUUAAGUGACACAGACCCAACUUAUACUCUUAAUAGCUCUCGGUCUAGAAGAACUACUCGUUUAUCCAGCAGCAGUUGUCGUCUUCAGCCAACAUUACCCUCGAAUUGA